This is a messenger RNA of Cajanus cajan (pigeon pea), 644 nucleotides long. RefSeq names its product photosystem II subunit R (gene PSBR). Gene Ontology annotation, biological process: photosynthesis. Lineage: Eukaryota; Viridiplantae; Streptophyta; Magnoliopsida; Fabales; Fabaceae. The record is from RefSeq and is a predicted model, not a curated record. Gene Ontology annotation, cellular component: thylakoid membrane; photosystem II oxygen evolving complex; photosystem II.
CACUUGUUUGUUGUUUCCCAUAGCAUAGUAGAAGGAAGCAUUAGCAUCGACAUUAGCAGCAUCAAUGGCCUCUUCAGUGAUGGCUUCUGUGGCCCUCAAACCUGCCCCUUUCACUCUUGACAAGUCCUCAGUUAGAGGGCUUCCCUCCCUUUCAAGGAACUCCUCUUCCUUCAAAGUUGUGGCCAGUGGUGGCAAGAAGAUCAAGACUGACAAGCCUUAUGGAAUUAAUGGUGGCAUGAACUUGAGGGAUGGAGUUGAUGCAUCUGGCAGGAAAGGAAAGGGAAAGGGUGUUUACCAGUAUGUGGACAAAUAUGGUGCUAAUGUCGAUGGGUACAGUCCUAUCUACGACACCAAGGAAUGGUCACCAACCGGUGAUGUCUACGCUGGCGGUACGACUGGAUUGGCUAUCUGGGCUGUAACUCUAGCUGGUCUUCUAGCUGGUGGUGCACUUCUAGUCUACAACACAAGUGCUUUGGCUCAAUAGACUAUGCAAAUCCAUGUUUAAGUUACAACUUAGUCCAUGUAACUAUCUAAAAUCGAAUUCUUCAUCAAGUACUUUGUGGAUAUGUUCCGUCUGUUAUAAAUGCGUGGUGGAUUUGAAAAAUCUUUUUGUUAGUAUAAUCAUGCAUCAUCAUCGGUGUCUC